UUUGGAGAAUCAAAGGGAAAUGGGCAGGGAUGUACGGCGAUCUCGAUCGCCAUGGGGAAAUGGGCAGGGAUGUACGGCGAUCUCGAUCGCCAUGGGAAAAUGAAGAUCUCGACGCAGCGAGAUGGGGAAUCGUUGAAGGAAUAACUCACAGCGAUAGGGUAGGGGUGUACGGCAACAGAGAUGGAAUCCUCCGGUGCAAAGAACCGUACUCGUCCGACGAUUUCAGGGCCAACUCUGCGCCUAUCAGAUGGAAACAACUGCGGUCUUCCGCCACAAACAGGGGCAACGUUUCAGGUGGGAUUCUCCGGCGGCAAGGUUUCCGGCCUCGCUCGUCCGCUAGCUACAAGGACGUUACAGUUGGGCUCAUUCAGGAGGAGGAACUACAGCGGCGCCAGUCCGCUGACUACUGGGGUGAUACAUCCGCAGCACUUGUUCGGGGGUUCCAAGGUAGAAAACCCAAGUUUUCCCAAAACGUUUUCAGACCACAUUUGCUACAGGGCACCAACAACGAGGGUUUUGCCAGAAAUAGAGGUUUGGUUGAUUCUGUUAAGGUUGAAAGCAAACUUUUCUCUUUUCUACUCAUUAAUUCCUCUUUACAAAUCUCUGAAACAAAGAAGGAUUUUUGCUCUUCAAUUCUAUUCAAUCUUGAAACAACUAUAUGGCUUAGGGAUUCUUUACUGACGGUUGGAACAGGGAAUUGGUCAUUCACUCGAUUUGAGAAUGCUAGAUCAAUUAAAUUGUCUUAUGAACACAAUUAUUGUGGACGGUUUGUUCGGAUUAUGGAAAUUGGGAAUUCUGUUACCUCGUUGUGCAUUCCAGAAGGUCAGAAAAGGUCAGGUUUCUCUCUUUUUGAGUCCAAAAUCUCUCAAACUAUUAACAUCUUGAAAGAAAUUGAAAGAGAAAAUCCUAAUCUGACAUGUCAAUUUGAAACUCGAAAGGAAAAGAGUUUGGAUGAACUACAAAUGAAUAGAACAAAUCCCAAUAAUGCUGAUUUCUCCAUCUCUGACUUUUUGUUUCAAUCGGAUAUUGGUAACUUAACUUGGGAGGUUUCAUAUCAAUCUGAAAAGGUCACACCAAUUUUGGUUAUGGAUGAUCAGUUCAAACAUAUACAGUCUUCUUUGCUAGAGAUUGAUGGUGCAAUUCGGGAAUUAACUGAUAAAUGGGACCAACAUCAAGAUUUUUCUAAGGUUUUGAAGAAGACGCACAUGGAUGAUUCUGACAAGGUUUCUGAACAAAAAAAUACCCUAUCCAACUCUUCUUCCACUGAAUUUCUUCUCUUGCAGGAAUUUUUUGCUAAUACCAUAGAGGAAGGAAUGGUUAAUAGAGCAAUUUCGAAAGUUGGCGUUGAAAGUAUAGAAGAAUUCAUGCACGCUCUUGAUAAUGAUGGGGUAGGUCUAUAUUUUAUUUUCGAUGCUGCAGCAGAUUACCUAGCAGAAAAAUACUCAGACCGAUCCGCUACAGAAAAAUUUGUUUACUCGAUUCUGCAGAAAGUGGCCCCAGGUACUCUAGGUCUCACACGGAAAAAUUUUAAGGAGCUUCUGCGCGACUCAGGACCACACCAAAUUCUGAAGCAUAAACUACUCAAUGAUCACCCUAUCUACAAAGAAUCUCCUAUUUACAAGAAUGCACUUCUAGAACCCAAACAAGAGGAAGAAGAUGGUUUCACUUCAGUUGUCUCCAGGAAGGACAAAAAACGCAACGCCUCUUCGAUUAAGACUGUGCAAACUAGGUAUCAGUCUAAACGGGCAUAGAAUUUUUGCUUCUCGAGACUUCUUUUGGAUCCACGGUUAUAUUUGGCGUGAAUAAGUCUCAUCCUUCUUUUUCUCACCUUAUCUUUUGUACUUUCAUUUCAACAGCUCAUGUCUUUUAUUAUCGUGUGAUGAAAAAAAAAAGAUUUCUAUUUGGAUUUCCACCAUAUUCCC
This is a messenger RNA of Cuscuta epithymum, 1922 nucleotides long. Lineage: Eukaryota; Viridiplantae; Streptophyta; Magnoliopsida; Solanales; Convolvulaceae. The record is from the annotation of a GenBank genome assembly.